AUGUCACCAGACGACCAACAAAUUGACCCAGAGUGGCCACCAGGAACUGUUCGUAUCGAAGAAUUUCACAUACCAGACUUCUCGCGAUCGAACCAAACCUCCGAUGUCAUCUUAGAACCCAAGCCAAGCAACGAUCCAAACGACCCUUUGAACUGGCCACAAUGGAGGAAGAAUUUGAACUUUGGCUUAGUCUCAUACUAUGUCAUGAUGGUUCUUGCACUAAUAGACGUCGCAACAGUGACAUGGAGCGAAGUCAAUCAAGAGCUAGGCUUUAGCUAUGGGAUACUCAACGACAGCUACGCUGCUGGGUGUGGAGCACUGUGCAUCGGCGGCAUUCUCUUGAUUCCAUUUGCGUUGAAAUUCGGGAGACGACCCAUUUACAUCUUCAGCACUGCCGUUCAGUGCGGAAUUAGUAUCUGGAGCGCAAAGAUGGAGACUGUUGCUGACUUGAUGCUGGUCAAUGUAUUAAGCUGCAUUGUUGGAGCAUUAGCAGAGGUAUUGGUCCAGAUGACAGUUGCAGACGUCUUUUUCAUUCAUGAGAGAGGUGUCAUGAAUACCAUAUAUUUUUGGGUUAUGACCGUUGGUACCACUCUGGCGCCUCUGGCUGGUGGAUUCAUUACUCUUUCCCAAGGCUGGCGUUGGGUCUGGUGGUGGAUGGCAAUUCUGUUUGGCGUCGGGCUUGUCGCUUUUGUCUUUCUUUACGAGGAGACGAUGUUUUGCGAAGCUCCUGUUGACGGAGUGCCAGUUGCAGACAAUGUCCAACCGAAGGUGGUCAUUGAAAAGGAGAAUCUCGAUUCAGCAUCAGUGAGAGAGACCUUAGCUGUGGAAGGUGCAGCUGCUCAGGCCAAGCCGGUGGUGGUUGACCAAUCUAUUCCACGUAAAUCAUAUCGUCACAAACUGGCACUCUGGUCUCCCCCAUGUCUUUUGGAGAAUUACUGA
This is a messenger RNA of Penicillium malachiteum, 939 nucleotides long. RefSeq lists its product as uncharacterized. The coding region runs from base 1 to 939 and encodes 312 amino acids. Lineage: Eukaryota; Fungi; Ascomycota; Eurotiomycetes; Eurotiales; Aspergillaceae. The transcript has 4 exons. The record is from RefSeq and is a predicted model, not a curated record. Gene Ontology annotation, biological process: transmembrane transport. Gene Ontology annotation, molecular function: transmembrane transporter activity.